AUGUCAGUUUUUUAUCACUUCGGUCAGGAAUUUGAGCGAGUACGCAGUCUGACCGUCUGCGAUGGCCUGCACAUCUCGCUUUCUUCAUCGUCUGGAAACCAUUACAAUAUUGGACGUUCUCCAUACACCCUUCUUGCCUUUGAAGCUGGUGGAGCACUGACUGCUACUCAAAUUCACGAAGAUGGUCUGUGGCAGGUGAAACACCCACCAGGAUCUCAGCUGCUCCUCGCUCUCGUUGACUCCUUUGGAAAUUCAGGUGGGGUGCUCCCCGCAGUCUUCAUGGUUGCAUCAGGAUCCUCAGACUGUCUUCCCGCGCUUCCCGUAUUUGCAGUUGCUCCGACGAUUACAACAAAUGUCACCCGUGUCGAGCCUUGUGAUUCCUGGCAAAUGUCCAUCUCAGGCGGAGUCCCACCAUACACCAUCAUGCUCGCAUCUCCCGGGGCCACAUCUCUGCAGGAUAUUGCUACGCCACAAGAGUCUAGCCUGGUUUCAUUUAUAAAUAGCGACAUCGCACUAAGAGGACCUACUAUAGGUGCGUCGCAGUCCUCGGCAAUCUAA
Suillus fuscotomentosus is the source of this 558-nucleotide messenger RNA. RefSeq lists its product as uncharacterized. Lineage: Eukaryota; Fungi; Basidiomycota; Agaricomycetes; Boletales; Suillaceae. The record is from RefSeq and is a predicted model, not a curated record. Bases 1 to 558 code for a protein of 185 amino acids. The transcript has 3 exons.